This is a messenger RNA of Penicillium waksmanii, 4503 nucleotides long. Its product is annotated as putative eukaryotic translation initiation factor subunit eIF-4F. Gene Ontology annotation, cellular component: eukaryotic translation initiation factor 4F complex. The coding region runs from base 1 to 4503 and encodes 1500 amino acids. Lineage: Eukaryota; Fungi; Ascomycota; Eurotiomycetes; Eurotiales; Aspergillaceae. The transcript is spliced from 6 exons. The record is from RefSeq and is a predicted model, not a curated record. Gene Ontology annotation, molecular function: protein binding; translation initiation factor activity; mRNA binding.
AUGACCUCGAACCCUCCUCAGUCGGGCGUUCAACAAGGACAAAGCACCGCUACCUCUGCUUCAAACCCGCCCACCACCACCACCUCUUCCAACACCCCCCUGGCUGCCACUGCUUCGGCACCGGCCAGGUCCUACGCCAACGCAACGAAGAAGUCCGCGACGGACUCAACCGCCGCUCCCGUCACCGUGGGUGGCUCGGCGCAACAUGGGAAGUCGACUUCAGCAUCUCCUGUGAACGGCAACCCUAUGCAAACCCAACAACCCCAGCAGCCCGCCUCGGGUGUGACCAUUGUCAAUGGCGCCCCAACCGCUCCGGCUGCUGCUACAACUGCUUCCCAGGGUGAUCACUCUCGCAAGCCCUCCGUAACCAUCACAUCUGCUGGUACCUCCGGCUACAUGCCCAACGGUGGCUCUGCCAGCCGCCCACAGAGUCUUCAGUUCGGCUUCGCCAACCCUCAAAGCUCGCCUAACAUGGGAAAUCCCGCCGUUCUCGCCAACAACCAGUCGCAGUCUGGUCUGGGUGCUCCUUCGACAAACCCGCGUGUGACCUCGCCUCAGACUUCUCCUUCGCCCAUUCCUCAGCCCGCCUCCAGCGGCGGCCGUCCCCCAUCCACCUACCAGGGACAAGGAAACGUUCCCAACUUUGGCAGCUUCGGCGAGUCUGGUGAUAACAACGCACCUCUCGGCCCCGGUCCUCAGCACCUCCGACGCGAAUCCUCCCAGUCUACCCACAGCGAUAUGAGCAACCACAUGGGCAGCGGCCCCGGGCGUGGCGGAUACCCUCACCAAGGCGGACGCGGUCGCGGAUACUCUCAGUCGGGUUACCAAGGCCAGAUGCCAUACUCACCUGGUCCCAACUUCCGCCAGACUCCCAACCAGCCUCGCGGUGGCCCCAACAUGGGUCCUCAGUUCCACGGUCCCAACCAGGGACGUCCGUUGGCCCCUUUCCCGAACUCGCCUCAUCAAGCAAACCGCAGCCCGGCCCUCGCCAACGCGCACCCAACCACCCCCCAGAUGAACCCAGUGCCCAUGGCCGGCCAGAUGCCUCCCCAGCCGUAUGGCGCCUAUGGCCAGCACAUGGGUCCCCAAACAGUGAGAUCCCAGAACCCCUCCCGUUCUUCAAACACCCAUAAACCCGCCCGGCGUGGCAGUUAUCAAAAACGAGGACAACCCCGUGUCUUCUCGACCAAUUUCAUUCCCCCAGACCUCCGGCCUGAAGCCGGCAAUUGGGAACACUAUCUAACAUUGGUCAAAUCACAUCAGGCUCCCUACCCUCCCUACGAUCCCAACUACGGCUACUACAACCCCGGAUAUGGCAUGCAACAGCAAUACAUGCCGCCCUCGCCCCAACCCCGUCCCGGCAUGCCUUUCAACCCUCAGGCUGGCUUCUUGCCUGGUCAAUAUCCCGUUCAGCCGCCGCAGGCCACCCCUCUUUCCCGCACUCUCCUCCCAAGCUCGAGCCUUGGCCAGCCAGCUCAGGCUGGCUCCGGUCACGCUCACACUGGCAGCAGAUCCUCCAACAGCCCCGCCCCUGCGAAGUCACACUUUGUUCUUCCCUCCAAGAAGAGCGCGAUUGUUAUCAAGGAUCCUGGCAGCGGUGCCGUCAAGACGUUCGACAAGAACCCCGCCUCCCCUGCCCGUGCCACUCCCUCCCCGGUGAAGAUUGCUACUCCCACCUCGACCCCUCCCCCACGCACCGCCAGCGCGUCGGAUCACAGCCGAACUGAGAGCAAGGCCAGCACCGCCAAGACCGAUGAGGAGAAGAAGCAGGAAUUGAAAGAUGCUGUCCGUCAGAAGAUUCAAGAAGAUGAGGCCGCGCAGAAGCGUGAGGCCGAGGAGGCCGCUCGCAAGGAUACCAAGGAAGCUGAGCCUGCGAAGCCCAAGGAGGAGAGCACUGAUCCCUCUGCUGCUCUGGAGAAGCUGAGCUUGAACGACAAGUCUGCCCCGGCUGAAGAGCCCAAGAAGGCCCCUGCCCCUGCUCCUGCCCCUGCUCCCGCCCCUGCUCCCGCUCCCGCUGCCGCUCCCGCCCCUGCUGCUCCUGCCGAUGACGAUGAGAUUGAUUUCGAUGCCAUCGAGCGUGAGAUGGCCGAGAUUGAGGCUAAGGAACGUGCUGCUGAGGAGGACUACAACCGCAAGAAGCAGGAGAAGAAGGAGGCUGCCGAGCGCAAGGAGCGCGAGGACCUUGAGAACUACGAGAAGAACAUGAAGAAGGCCGAGCGCGAGGCUGAGGAGCGCGAGCUCGCUCGUGAAGCCGCUCGUGCCAAGGGCGAGACUGCCACCACCGAGGAUGAGUCCGCCCGCAAGGAGAGUGAGGACCUUUUCGCGUCUCUCAAGAAGGGUGGCCUCGCUGCCACCGAGACAUCCACCCCUGGUGAUAGCGGCGCCGCUACACCUGUUUCGUCGGAUAUGUCCAUGGGACCCCCCGGAAAACCUGCGAGCGCUACCGCUAAGAAGCCCGCUGGGCUGAAGCUUGAUACUCCCAAGCCCACCGAGCCUGCUCAACCAAGCGCUGCUAUGAAGUCUCUACAGAAUGCCCAGUUCUUGAAGGAUCUCAGCAAGAUCACCUAUCCCUCCUCCGUCACUGCCCCUAACCUUGCCCUGAACGCCAGCUCCCCGGUUGGUCGUCAAUUCCAUUAUGACCGUGACUUCCUACUUCAAUUCCAGGCCGCAUACAAGGACAAGCCGUCCAUUGAUUGGGAUAACCGUAUUCGGGAAACUCUUGGAGACCCCUCCGACUCCUCUCGUCCUCAGUCUGCCCGCCCCGGUGCUGGCGGUAUGGGUCCCCGCGUUACCUCGCGUGGUGCAAUCGGUGGAUUCCCAAAUACCAAUACCAUGGGCCAGUUCGGUGCCCCCGGCAGCCGUAACAGCAUGCCCCCCGUCAACCCCUCUAUCAGCCGCAACGGUGCCUUUGGCGGUUUCCCCCGUCCCGUGGGUAUGGGCGCUCCUGGCAUGAGCCGCAACAACUCUUCUGGCAUGCCCAUGUCUCCCCGUGUCGCUUCCAGCAAGGGUGGUCGCAAUGCCAGCAAGAAGCACUCCGGAAAGAAGGAGGAAGAUCAGAACAAGUCUAUGCCUUUGACUGCCGGUAUGGAUCUCAAGGCUAUCCAGACUUCUUCCACUGGUUGGAAGCCUCGUAGCGUCGGUCAGGCUCCUUCCGGUCCUACUCCUGGUGGCAGUGAGGGCUACAUGGCUCCGGAUGUUGUGCAGCGUAAGGUUAAGGCUGCUCUCAAUAAGAUGACUCCCGAGAAGUUUGACCGUAUCGCUGAGCAAAUUUUGGUCAUUGUCUCCCAAUCCAAGGAUGAGUCUGACGGCCGCACUCUCCGUCAAGUCAUCCAACUCACCUUCGAGAAGGCUACUGACGAGGCUCACUGGGCCCCCAUGUACGCCAAGUUCUGCAAGGCUAUGCUUGAGAGCAUGAGUUUGGAAAUCAAGGAUGAGAAUAUCCGUGAUAAGAACGGCAACGUCGUUGCUGGUGGUAACCUGUUCCGCAAGUACCUGCUCAACCGUUGUCAAGAGGAGUUCGAGCGUGGCUGGAAGGUCAACCUGCCCGAGAAGCCCGAGGGUACCAGCGAGGAGGUCGCCAUGCUGUCCGAUGAGUACUACGUUGCUGCUGCCGCCAAGCGUCGUGGUCUUGGUCUCGUCAAGUUCAUUGGUGAGCUCUACAAACUUGGUAUGUUGACGGAGCGUAUCAUGCACGAGUGUGUGAAGAAGCUGGUCGAUUACGAUGGUAUUCCCGAUGAGGCCGAGGUUGAGUCUCUGACCAGCCUUCUGCGUACCAUUGGUGCCAGCCUGGAUGUCUCUGAGAAGGGACACGCCAUGAUGGAUGCUUACUUCGCUCGCAUCACCAUGAUGAUGGAGACUGUCGGUCUGCCUAGCCGUCUUAGGUUCAUGCUUUUGGAUAUCAUUGAUCUGCGUUCCAAGCGCUGGAUGUCCAAGGACUCCGACAAGGGUCCCAAGACUAUUCAACAGAUUCGCGAGGAGGCUGCCCGUGCUCAACAAGAGCAGGAGAUGGAGCGUCAGCGCCAGCAGUCUAACCGUGGCGGUGGUGGUGGUGGACGAAUGGCCAUGGGUCGUGGAGAUGUUCGCUACGGUCAACAAGCCCCGCCCCCCGACUAUGCUUCCAGCAAGGUCGGUAGUGACGAUCUCCGCCGUCUGCGCGCUACUCGCAAUCCCAACCAGCCCAUGUCUUUCGGUCCCUCCAGCCUGCUUGGAUCCCGUAGCAACAGCGGCCGCAAGAACCUGGGCCCUGGUGGCAACCUGGUCCGCGCCAGCGAUGACAGUGCUGCUUCGAGCCGCAGCGCCAGCCAAGCCGGAAAGAAGGAGGACAAGGAGGCCUCUUCAUCCAUGAACGCUUUCAGUGCCCUCGCUGCCCUGGAAGACAAGGACAACAUGGCCACAUCACCUCCCUCCAACCCUACCUCCCCCAUGCUCACCAAGUCCCAGCCCGCCACCGCUGAGCGCCGGCCAUCCAAAACACCGUCCAAGGACGGCGAGAACGCAGCAUAG